UAUUCAUUUUUAAUAAAGGUUCUGAGAAAAAAAUUGUUAUUUUUGGUUUUCUAAAGUGUACUAGUACCUUACUAAACUGGACUGAUGUUUUGGGGUUACAAACGUUGUUUAGACGCUGCCAUAUGUUGCUGUGAUUUAUCGAGAUUAUUCCUAAACGUUGUUGACAACUAUCGAUCGCAGUAAAGCCGUAGCCAUGGAGGAAGUAUUACUGUCAGUAUUAGUCGGAUGUUUAGUAGUAAAGAAAAGGGAAAACUCGCGAAAACCCAGAUCGAAGUGGAGCCGCAAGUGGUUACUAAUGAGAAGGGAAUUCUCUCAUGUGAAGUUAAUGCAAGAAUUGAGUAAUGAGCCAAACGACUGGCGAAAUUAUUUGAAGAUGGACGAGGGGACGUAUCAUGAGUUGUUAAGCUUAGUUUCUCCGUUUAUUACGAAACAUGAUACUUUAAUGAGAAAAGCGAUAUCCCCACACGAAAGACUCUCAGCUACCUUACGAUUCCUUGCCACCGGAAGAACCUUGAAGGACAUAGAAUAUUCAACUGCCAUUUCUAAACCAUCUCUGAGCUCAAUAAUCCCAGAAACCUGUGAAGCUAUUUAUAAAGUACUACAACAAUUUAUCCAGUUCCCUAAAACUGCCGAUGACUGGUUAAAAAUUGCCUCAGAUUUUGAAGAGAAGUGGCAAUUUCCUCAUUGUUUGGGCGCUGUCGAUGGUAAACAUAUCCGGAUUGUUCCACCAAAGGAUAGUGGUUCCUAUUACUUCAACUACAAAAAGACACACAGUAUAGUCUUGAUGGCCAUAGCAAACGCUCACUGCGAAUUUAUACUGUGUGAUGUAGGAACGAACGGUCGAAUAUCUGAUGGAGGUGUGAUCAAUAACACUCUUUUCUACGAAAAACUUAUAAACCAUCAAUUAAACAUUCCUGGGCCCGAACCAGUUAGCUUUGAUCUUGACCUGGAAUAUGUUUUUGUCGGGGAUGAUGCCUUUGCAUUAAGACCUGAUCUUAUUAAGCCAUACGGUCGGGAGUCCCUUAAUAACGAGAGAAGAAUAUGCAACUAUCGUAUAUCGAGGGCACGGCGAGUUGUUGAGAACAGUUUUGGAAUUUUAGCUUCACGAUUUCGUAUUUUUCACACUGCAAUAAACUUAAAUGUGAAAACCAUCGAAUCACUAGUUCUUGCUUGCUGUGCAUUGCACAACUUCUUGAUGAAAAAAUCAUGUAAUUACUCCUCUCCUAAAAGUUAUGAUCGAGAAGAUAUUAUCGAUGGUACUAAGCAACUAGGUGCAAGGCCUCAUCCCGAUAAAUUCCACAAUCUCGAUAGAAGUUCAGGAGGUCAAGUUUUACAACAAGCAAAAACCGUUCGAGAAAAGUUCUGUACGUAUUUUAACGGGGAGGGAUCAGUUCCUUGGCAAGAAAAAUUUGCAUUGAAGGUUUGACAUUUAUAGUUAAUUAGUGAAAAGUAUAUUAAGUAAACUAGAAGAUCAUUUGAGACCCAGGGAUGUUCUUCAAUAUGUUUUUUGUUAUCGACCUGUACUUAUUAUAAUAUACCAUGGGGGAUCUACUUUGAGGUGGAUGUGAGAGCUGGCAUUCCGAUUUUUGCAGAACAAGUUAGGUGAUAGGCAACCGACACAAUAAUUUAGAAUUUAAUGUAAUUUUAUUUUAAAUUAAAAUAAUUUUUAUUUUAAGAUAAUACAGGGUGUUUCAUUGGGAAAGUAACACUCAAAGAGGGCACUUAGGCGGUCUCAAAAAUACCAUACUUAAUAGGUCUUACUUCAAUAAUAUCAAAGAUACUGGGUGUUUUAUCUAUUUUGCCGAGAUAUUUUCUUAUUUGGUUCAUAACUUUUUAACCACACUGUAUAUUUAUUUGAUAUUUGGCACGCAAAUAUUCUUUGAGGUGUACAAUCAAGUAAUUUAUUUACAAUUGUAAAAAAUCCAGGUCCGGAUUAAAAAAUA
Messenger RNA from Diabrotica virgifera virgifera (western corn rootworm), 1943 nucleotides. Its product is annotated as putative nuclease HARBI1. The coding region runs from base 194 to 1426 and encodes 410 amino acids. The record is from RefSeq and is a predicted model, not a curated record. The transcript is spliced from 2 exons. NCBI's taxonomy places the organism in Eukaryota, Metazoa, Arthropoda, Insecta, Coleoptera, Chrysomelidae.